Molecule: messenger RNA, 3229 nt
Organism: Pygocentrus nattereri (red-bellied piranha)
Lineage: Eukaryota; Metazoa; Chordata; Actinopteri; Characiformes; Serrasalmidae
Gene: sgip1b
Product: SH3GL interacting endocytic adaptor 1b
Exons: 23
Coding region: 457-3036 (859 amino acids)
Biological process (GO): regulation of endocytosis; plasma membrane tubulation; cytoskeleton organization
Cellular component (GO): endosome; plasma membrane; cytoplasm
Molecular function (GO): phospholipid binding
Source: RefSeq, a predicted model, not a curated record
CUGAGCGAUUAUAUUCCCAGUUUAUUAAAAUUUAUUUGAUUUAAAAUAAAAACAGCGGAAUAGAAUGAGGAUUAAAACAAGGAGACGUGAAUUAUAAACCGUUCGAGAUUUUAAAAAAUCCUUUCGUUUUUGUUGUCGCUUCGUUUCGUCCUUGUCUUUUUUUUUAAAAAAUUAACGGUCGUUUUGUUUUAACCGACCGCUAGACUGCGCUGUCCGAGAUGCCUCAGAUUUCGGAGCCGGGUGUGUUGUUUCCUCCAGCGGGAUAAACCAGCCCUAACCCUCCCUCCCUGUCCUCAGCAUCCCCUUUCUGCAUUGAGGAGGAAGGAGAAAGAGAAAAGAGAGAGAUAAAGACACGAAUGUAGGAUUAUGAGCCGUCCUUUCACCGACCUCUGUCACCGUAACGGUAUCCCUCGUCCUCCUUGCUCCCGAAACACAGCGGAAUGAGAAGCUGCAACCAUGAUGGAAGGACUGAAAAAGCGAACCCGAAAGGCCUUCGGGUUACGCAAGAAAGAGAAGGACACUGACUCCACGGGCUCACCAGACAAAGACAAAUCAAAAAAGGCCAACGGAGCUCCGAACGGUUUCUAUGGAGAGAUAGACUGGGAUCGAUAUAAUUCCCCUGAUGUGGAUGAUGAGGGAUACAGCAUUAGGCCUGGAGAGCAAGGGGGGACAACCCUGAGAACCAAAACCUUCUACUCAUCCAGCGAAUCGGAGGGUGAGGAUGAGCAGGGGAAGAAGUUUAAGAUUAAGAUCAAACCCUUGGCGCCGGACAAUGGUACCGUGCCCACCAUGGAUGAACUGAAAGCCUCUGUGGGCACCUUGGCCAUCUCCCCAUCCCCACUGAGGAGAAGUCCGAGGCGCAGUCCAUGUCAGCUGAAACGAAACCCAUCAAGUGAGGACAUCUCCAGGCCUAGACGUUCCACUCCGACUCCCACUCCAACUCCAGGGCCCGGUCCCGACACCCCCAGCAAGAGGUUAUCGGACAAUGCUUCAGCUUUCUUUGGCCCUCCAUUUGAGACAAACUUCGAAGCACAGAAUUCCGAAGUCUUCAUAGUGGAGCCAGAGCUUUGGUGUCAGUCAACUCCACAGACCACCUCCCCGUUGAACAGACCUUUCCCCACAGGAGCUCCACCUCCUCUUCCUCCAAAGAACAUUCCUGCCACUCCAUCAGCCUUCAGCUCCAGCUCUCUGGAAUCUUCUGGUUACUACAGUGUUGUUCCCAGCGUGAGAGGAGAGGGAUCAUCUUCUGCAUAUCAGGAUGUCCUGUUAUCAGACACCACAGGAGGGCCAGCCAUGCCUGACCUGGACAAUGUCUUCGGGCCUGCUGAAACCCCCAAAUCUGGAACAGAGAUGGUGCAGUCCAGCUGGGUCAGCUUCAGCGAAGGAUCCCCUUCCAGACCUCCACCCCCUGAUGAACCAGCGCCUUCUCCACCUCUCUCAUCUUCCCCUGCGGACUCUCCCCCAACAUCGCCCCUCAAUCUGCCUCCUCCAGACUCGCCUCCUCCUCCACUGCACCCAAUCCCACCUCCAGACUCUCCUCCGCCUCCUCCCCCCUCAAUUUCUCCGCCUCCAGACUCUCCCCUGGCCCCACCCCCUGAGGAGCCAGCCCCACCUCUGCCUUCCACCUUUCAUCUUCUAGAGCCAAGCAUCUCCCCCAGCACCCCUCUCACUCCAGCCAGCCCUGGCCUGCCUCCACUACCCGCUGAACGAUCUGUAUAUGGGCCCGUCCUGCCCCUGCGAGACGAAGCCAGGAGGACCCCGGACUCUGCAGGGCUCAGAGAGGAGCUCCUCGCUUACUCUGGUUCACCCAAAGACCUCUGCACAGGAGGCCUGCGAGGCACUCCACCCCCACUGCCCCCUCCCACAUACAGGAGCGUGGUGGCUUCUCCAGGACCUGGCAGUGGUCCUUCCUCGCCUGCACGUCCUGGCACGCCACUCUCAGCGGGCAGUCCGAUACCACCGCUUCCUCCCCGACCAUCCUCACGACCUAAACUCCCACCUGGCAAACCAAAUGUUGGAGAACUGGCUCGGCCCUUCAGUCCCCCCAUCCACUCAUGGAGUCCUCCUCCUUUCGCUCCUCUGGCAAGAGCAGAGAGCACCUCCUCCAUCUCCUCUGUGACCUCCCUCAGUGCCGCCUCCACGCCCACGCUGGGCCGAGAGCUCAACCUCUCUGUCUCAGCUUGUUCCAGAGGGCCGAGUCCACUCACCAUGGGCCCACAGGACACACUGCCCGUUGCAGCUGCCUUUACGGAGACCAUUAGCGCCUACUUCAAAGGAGCUGACCCCAGCAAGUGUGUGGUGAAGAUAACUGGAGAAAUGGUGCUGUCCUUCCCAGCAGGCAUAACGAGACACUUCUCCAAUCACCCCACUCCACCCGUCCUGACCUUUACCAUCAGCCGCUAUAGCCGACUGGAACAGGUCCUCCCAAACCCUCAGCUCCUCUGCUGUGACACCAUGCCAACUGUCUCCGACUGUAAAGAGUUUUGGGUGAAUAUGCCCAACCUGAUGACUCAUCUGAAGAAAGUGGCUGACCAGCGACCCCAAGCCACAUACUACAACGUGGACAUGCUGAAAUAUCAGGUGUCGACACAGGGCAUCCAGUCCACUCCACUGAACCUGGCAGUGAGCUGGCGUGGAGACGUUAACAGUACAGACCUCAGGAUAGACUACAAAUACAACACAGAGGCCAUGCCCAGCCCCAUGCCCCUCACCAACAUCCACUUCAUGGUGCCUGUGGAUGGUGGCGUGAUGAAAGUGCAAGCCAUGCUGCCACCAGCCACCUGGAACCCAGAAACCCAGAAGAUACUGUGGAAGAUAUCUGAACUCUCACAGAAAUCAGAAAACGGAGGAGUGGGGGCGCUGCUGGGUCGUUUUCAGCUCUCAGAAGGCCCCAGUAAGCCGUCCCAGCUGGCUGUGCAGUUCACCAGCGAGGGCAGCACUCUCUCCGGCUGUGACUUUCAGCUGGUGGGAGCGGGCUAUAGACUCUCUCUGGUCAAGAAGAGGUUCUCUGCAGGUAAAUAUUUAGCAGACAACUGACACUGCUGUUUCAGUGACAGACAAAAUAAUGGCGUCUGGAAUGGAUUGAGGUGGAGGAGUGAGGACACUUUAAAUUUGCCACUGAAGAAACUUUUAAAUCUGUUUUUAAUCCUUGAAGGACAAAAAAAAAAAUCCACAAUAGUUUCUUUUUCGGUGUAAGAUAUCAUCAGUGUGUUUGUGUGUAUGUGUGUAG